Messenger RNA from Ceratosolen solmsi marchali, 3500 nucleotides. Its product is annotated as C-Maf-inducing protein. Bases 56 to 3433 code for a protein of 1125 amino acids. The transcript has 9 exons. The record is from RefSeq and is a predicted model, not a curated record. Lineage: Eukaryota; Metazoa; Arthropoda; Insecta; Hymenoptera; Agaonidae.
UCGUAGCUCCUCGUAAAUAAUUGCCGCGCCAGGAGUUGCCGACAAAGCCGGAGAGAUGUACUGCUUCCAGAAUCCAUUUUCGCGAGCUUCUCGCAGCGUCGUGACGAAUCCUCUGAACUCAAAGUGCUCGGACACUAAACGACGCAGCUCCGAGGCGACCAGCGAAGGCUCUGGCUCAUCCUCCAUUCAGUAUAUCGAUCAAUUAUCCGAGGCUAGUAGUACCGACACUCUGCCCGGUAUCCGGAGCGACUACCUCGAUAGCGAUCUCUUAUCCCCGGGACCGGACUGUCUUGCCUCUCCGACAAUCGUUUUCACCAGCGAUGACAACAACAAAACAACCCUUUCGUCCGCGAGUUCGCUCAUCGACGAGGCCAAUCCCACGGUCGACGAGAACGGAUUCGCGACUCUUCUACAGCAGCAACAGCAGCAGCAGCAGCAGCAGCAGCAGCAGCAGCAGCAGCAGCACACCAAUGACUCGAAUACCACCAAGUCCGGAGGUCGAUGGCGUCGCAAACUGCUCCUAAGAUUGCGCUCCACCGAUUCCUCAAACUCGAGCAACGGCGAGGCCGGAAGUUCUUCCGCCUCGCCCUCACCAGCCAGUGACUCCUCCUGCUCCAAGAACCUCCAUAACCAGCACAACAGCAAUAGCAACAGUACCGGUAGCAACAACAACAAUAACAACAAUAACAACAACCAUCACUACCACCAUCACCAUCAUCAUCACCAUCAUCAUCAUCAUCGUCAGGAGCGCAAGCUAAUGGCCCUGUCGCCAAAGCACGCGCAACGUCACUACUCCACGGGCUCGACGAGCAUGCUCCUUCGUGGCAUCGAGAACGGAUUCAGCGACGAGGACGACGACGACGUGGACGUUGACGAGGAGGAGGACACGUGCAAUCUCGAGGAGACUGAGCCCGAGGACGCCUCCUCCUUACCAUCGAGUCCUGCCGCACCGGCCACAGUUGGCUUAGCCACUGGCAGUCCCGUGCCCUAUUACGGCUUUCUUUCCGUUAAUGGUGGCGCCAUGCGCCAGGAGAGCACGAGCACCAGCUCGCCCCAACUGUCAACGGAGAUUCAUGGCAGCGGUGAUCGCACGCCCACGGGAUUGCUCGAGGAGACCUCGUCCCUGAAGGAGGAGAAGCGCGCCGGUAGCAACGAGACGGUCGCUAUGAAGUCCCACUUGAAGCCCGAGGGUGGCUUGGAUACGUCCAGCUGCCUUCCCGUGGCGAGGUCCUGUCCGAACCUCGAGAGACAAAGCGCCGGCUGCUCGAGUGCCAGCGGCUCCUCGAGCCCGAGUCCCAGUCCCGGGCCCGCGGGUCCCAGAUUCAAGCCCAUCGAGGAGGGCGACAUCCAAGUCUGCUACCUCAAUCACACGCGCACCUUGGUCAGCAAAAUAUUGUCCAGCAGGUUCUUGAGACGAUGGGAGACGCAUCAUCUUUAUCUCAACGACGCCUGUCUCUCAUCAAAAACGUUGACUGGAUUUCUUCAGCAGCCAGUGCCAUACAGCAGCAUGACGGAAGUAUACGCUGUGGCGAGAUGGGAUCCGACUUAUAAAUACUGCCUAAGGAUCGUUUUGCCCGAUGGAUCGCUAUUGCUGCAAGCUAGCAACGCCUAUACGAGAGAUCAAUGGUAUCACUCUAUAUUGUGGAAGAAGAGUAUUUUCAAAUAUCAACAUCUGGUCUCAAUGGCAACGAAGGAGGAGGUCGUGCUGCGCGAACUCAAGGCCCUCGUUGAUUUCGCUCUCUGGACACCUCUUCAGGACGAAAGGGUGGCGGGAGCGCCUCUCGAGGCCGUGGCGAAGCUGCUCGAGGAGCCAAUCGCCACGGAAAAGUCCGAGGACGAGAGCAACGGUCGGCUCGAGGACUCGUCGCCGGACGAGGAGGACUCGAGUGAACAGGAAGCUCGUAGCUGGGCCGAGGCCGUCCUGAACGUGGCGGCGCCACUCUUGGAACGGGCCGCUCCCCCACCGGCCCUGGCCCGCGGACUCGCCCGGCUGGCCCAGCGACAUCCCCGCUCGCCCCUCGUUCUGGGAUUGAGGCCCGCCGUAACUCGCUGCCUCAAGCACACCGUGGACUUCGGCAAGUCCCCGGACAUGCGUAAGCUCCUCCAGGUGUUCAUCGCCGCCCUUUACGAGAACGUCGACGGAGAGCUUACCAUCAGGGACUACGUGGCAUCGGUACACGGUCCAGGAAGCGACUGCCCCCACCCGAGGAUCCUGCCCAAUUUGGUCUCCAUUUGCGUCGCCGCCAUAUUCCACAGAUUCGAAGUAAGCGCGUGCAAGCAGCAACGCGAGCAGCAACAGGAGCAACAACAGGAGCAACAACAGCAGCUGCAUCAGCAAUCACAGCAGCUCGAGGAUGGCGCGUCUGCGUCACUACCACCCCUAAGAUGCUAUCUUCUAGUCCUGAAUAUCGCCAUGGGGUUUUUGGUGGGUGAAUCAUGGGAUGGUAGGGUAAACAGCGCAAUAGGACAUUGCAUGGACGAGGCGACGCAUUUCAGGUCAGAGUACGCGGACUGGCGGCCGGGCCUCGGGGCGCUGCUGCAGCCGGUGCCCUUCCCGGAGGAUGCCCUCGCCGACAAGGAGGUCCAGGAGACGGUUCUCUCCUACGUCAUGCGCCGACUCGCCAAGGAUCCGCGCUGCACGGUGCACCGGGUGCUACUGCCGGUGCGCGAACCUCGGCCCGGAUGGAUUCACAUUGCCGCGCCCUCGAGUCCCGCAUGCCCCGACGAGGGCCAACUCUUCGGCGACAUGCUGACGACGCUGUUGGCCUGCUGCUGUCGGCGCAAGCGCUUCAUAAGCUCCCUGCUGAAGCAGACAGGCGGCGCCUGUAUUCUCCUCGGUGUGAGGGGUUGCGACGCCGCCCAGGAGGCGCUCUGUCUCAUGCUCGAGUGGCGCCUACUGCCGAGCGAGGAGGCCAGGCUCCAGGUCGUCUCGGCGCUUCAGUCAACCGAGUCCGGGAAGACGCGAUACGCGGCUCUUUGCCAGAGGCAGAGAAAUCUCCAGGAGUUGCAACAGAAGGGCGGACCCCGCAAGCUCACCCUACCGGUGCGCGCGACCGACGCGGAUGUGGCCCUCCUCCUCGGUGGUGGUGCUCUGGGCAACCUCGAGUGCCUCAGCCUGGCCUUCACCUCGGUCACCUCGGCUUGCGCGGAGCAGCUAAUAAAGCUUCCCGCCCUCAGGUAUCUCAACCUCUGGGCCACACAGUUCGGCGACACGGGUCUGCAGAUGAUAAGCGAACACCUGCAGAAGCUCCAAGUGCUCAACCUCUGCGAGACCCCCGUAUCCGACAAGGGCAUCUCCAAAUUGGCAUCUCUAACGAACCUGCGAAAGCUCAACCUCAACAGCACGAAGCUCUCGGCAUCGACAUUCGAAACGUUGAAGAAGCGGCUGCCCGCCCUCCAGGAGUUCGACGUGCGCUACACGGAGGCCUGGUGACCCGAGUACACGCCCGAGAGCGCGUCGAACGGAUGCUCUCGGGACGGAUCGCGUCACGGCUCGCGUC